Molecule: messenger RNA, 4356 nt
Organism: Wasmannia auropunctata (little fire ant)
Lineage: Eukaryota; Metazoa; Arthropoda; Insecta; Hymenoptera; Formicidae
Gene: Msx
Exons: 3
Coding region: 1320-2771 (483 amino acids)
Biological process (GO): regulation of transcription by RNA polymerase II; embryonic morphogenesis
Cellular component (GO): nucleus
Molecular function (GO): RNA polymerase II transcription regulatory region sequence-specific DNA binding; DNA-binding transcription factor activity, RNA polymerase II-specific
Source: RefSeq, a predicted model, not a curated record
GUUUCCGCGGCAGUGGCGGUCACCACGCGGCAGAUUACACAGAUUACAACCGAUUACAUUUGUACUCCACCACCGACAUUUCUUUUCGCGGGGCGACCACCGCACUCCCACCUUGUGUCUUCACCGUCGUCGCGCGACCCAAGCUGGAGUACGCGCUCGACCGUCUUGGUGAACCGUCUAGGUCGCGAGAGGCCGCGUUGUUGGUGCACGAAGAAACCGAGUGCCUCGACCAAAACCCAGAUGCGUUGAAGGAGAGAUCGUGUAUCGAUGCCUACGCUCAAUCAGAACGCGUGGACGACCGCGUCGAUGACGUCAACGGACUUUGUUGUCAUUGAAAAUUAAUAUUUUUCCGUGCUAUGUUCCCGAAGAUCCUGUACGUCGAUACGCGAACAUUGACAUGUUUGUAACCUGACGGUGAAAUAAACAUCCAAGUGUAUGAUGUCAUGAAGAAGAAUCUGAGUUUAGAACGAGACAAACGCAAUUCUGGAGAGUCUUUUAGAAUAUUAGCGAGACACACGACGAAAUUAGAAUAAUCGUUCGUAGAUAUUUGGCACGUAUCAUGACAGCGGAAGCUGUCAAUGUAAGGUUCAUCCACGACACAUCGGCUCUCGCAAAGAGAGUAUUAUACAGCGUAGAUUCUAUUCUGCGCGCUUCGUUCAAAUGUUUUUAUACAGAUCCGUUAAACGCUGUCUGAGAGAAAGGAUCAUAAAGUGUCACGAAAAGAGGAUUGCCGUAUGAGAAUAUCAGCAAGAGGAUCGGCAAGGAUGCGAAAGGUAUAAAAGUUAAGCAGGUAAGAAGAGUUGGGUCAUCAUGUUGAUACCUUAAGAACACUCUUCUGACUCUAAUGGGGGAAUCCGCUCGUGUCGGCUGGGUCAUUCCGCGGCGAUGCGGCGGAUUCCAAGAAUAACGGAGCGCGAAACUUAUUAAGGUGGCGGGCUGUGCGCGCCUUGGAGAGUCUCCUCGACGUUAGCGGGUUUCGUUCAGGAAUUCGUUCGCGAUGUGACUGAUCGCCACUUGAAAAUGCCCUGCGGCUCGGUCGCGCCAACGUAUCACAUCUAUCGUCCAUUAACGGACGUCCGUGAGAAGCUAAUGCAACGACUGUUAGCUGACACUUUAAGGUGCGACGCUACUUAUUCGGAGUUUCGUUAGGAAUCGCAGUGUAACGGACAUUGGGCACACUAUCCAACAUGGAAUUAAGAAAGCGACCGACCGAUCUUCUUAUUUGCAUCUUCGGAUGACUGUCACGUUUAGUUUGAUAGAUUAGUAAGUCGUAUUUUGAGAUUGAGACGCGAGAACUUGAGACACAGGUUAGGUCCGGCAUGAGUAACGGCGAAGGCGUGGUGACGGGCCCAGGUUCUGGCAGCGAUCGCCUAUGCGAGGACGUCGACAUGGCUACUCCGACGUCAGCAUCUUCGAAUCUGAAGCCGCGAAGCGGCAAGAUCAGCUUCAGCGUCGACGCCUUGCUGAGCGGCACGAAGAAAAGUGCCAUCAGCGGCGGCACCUUCGCGUCCAGGCGAGACAACGAUGACAGAAUGGACGCCGAAAAGAAUAUCGAGAUGGAGGCGAGGUAUCGAGAGCUUCUGAUUGAGCAGCAGAGACUUCAGAGUCGAGAACUACUCGCCAGAUUGAGUCCUCACGGUCUCGCCGGCUUCGGCAAUCAUCACCAUCAUCAUCACCCGAACAGAUUGGAGCAAGAUCACCCGCCUGCUCGACAGGAAAUGCUUACGGUGAAGGAUUUUUCUAGGACGAGCCACGACAAGUCGUCGUCGCCUAUCAGAAUAGACCAGGAAAUGCCAAGAGACCGACUGACGACCAAUUCGCCGAGCGAAACGAUGAUCCAACGAGAACAGGAGCGUAUACAGGAGGACGACGAAAGGAUCGACAGGAUCACCAAUCCUAGAUCCAUCUCGCCCGCGAGCAGACGAGAGAUCCUCGACGAUCGUAGCGAUUCCGAGGCGAAUCGCUCGCUGGAGGGAGACCGCACGACGGAUCAUCUAGAUCUCGAGGACCACGAGAUAAGAAGCGUCGGCCAGUCCGAGGAUCUAAAUGUGAUGGACUCGGACUGCGAGCUGGAGAGGGACCUGGAGAGCAGCCAGGAGAAGGAGGAGAAAUCCAGCCCGGUAGUGCCUCAGCCGAUUCAUCCCGGAGUGCAAAGGCCCUCGCAGGGCCCGCCGUAUCUCGCCGGGGCACCCGGCGCUCCCGGCUGGAACCCCGCGGGAUUUCCGCAUUCUCUGGCGGGGUUCGCGUGGCUGCCCCCACCUCCGCAUCCGCACAAUCCUCAUGGACAUCUUUACACGCCGCACGGCGGGCCCACCAGUCCAAACGGAGACUUGAGAUUACCGGGACCCGGACCAGGCCCGGUCAGAUGCACCCUCCGAAAGCAUAAGCCGAACCGGAAGCCGAGAACGCCGUUCACGACGCAGCAGCUGUUAUCGCUCGAGAAAAAGUUUCGCGAAAAACAGUACCUAACGAUAGCCGAAAGAGCGGAGUUCUCGUCGUCUCUUCACCUCACGGAAACGCAGGUGAAGAUCUGGUUUCAAAACCGACGAGCCAAGGCGAAGCGGCUUCAGGAGGCGGAAAUAGAGAAGUUAAGACUAUCCGCGAGGCCCCUGCUGCACCCCAGUUUCGGAUCGGGGCUAAUGUUCUCCGGGGUGGGCCCGCCCGGUACCCCAGGAGUGCCUCCCUUCAUUGCAGCUGCCAUGGCGAGGCACACCCAUGCCGCGGCUACGGCGGCGGCCAUGUUUAUGGGGCCGCCUGGGCACCGACCUUAAUAAUGGCAUACCAAGAUGUAAUACGCGUGUAAUUCGAAAUCAUUCUUGAUGUCAUCGUCUGAAGAUCCUGUUUGCUUACAAAUUGGGGAUCCGAUGAAUCGCAGAAUCUAUGAAUUGUCAAGAAUUCAUGGAUACUGAAACCUGUGCGUAUAUUCGAGAAUCCGAGAGAGAAUCCAAACUCCGGACGAUACUCGCGCAUUAAUCUGAAGAGGCCAUUACGAAGAACGAUCUGACAAUUAGGAACUGGAGAAAGCGAGGAUCUACGAAGCUAUAGUGAUCGAAAAACCUAAGAGCUCGAAGAUCUAAAAGCUAAAGAGAAAAAUUGCGAAUCGGAGAUUCAAGGGAUUAAGAGCUAAAAAUUUUAGAGCUCAAGAUUCCGGAGAAAUCGAAAGAUCAAAAGAAGCCUAAUAAAAUAAUCAGCAAUAAAUUCGCAAAACGGAUUUUAAGUGAUCUUUCUUUCACGCGAAGAGGGAGAAUUGCCUGAAAGUUCUCGACCGCUCUUAUUUAUUAGUUCACCUUCCGCCCGAGUUUAAUUGUCCAAUCUUCUACCGGUACCGAGGAUAUUGGGAUCCACCACUUAGCGUUGGAAGUCAAAAUUGGCUAGGAGCGGGCUACGCAAUGGCCGAUACUCGCACGUUAAUCCGGACGUUCUUAUCUCCAGAGAGGUACAGAUAAUCUGAGUUUCAAUACGUUAAGUCCGAGGCUCGGUCGGUUCGGGAGGACCUGUAGCUCGAAGAAGCAUCGUCGCGAUAAUUUUCUCGGGACGAUGAAGUACGAUGUAUAUCGGCGCGAAACUUUGAUCUCAAGAGAAAGCACGAGUGUACAUAGUGUAAAUAGAUACGCGUUCGUACGGUAACUAUGGGUGUACGUAUGUAUAUACACACGUGUACAGGACGCUUCGAUUACCCUCCAAGAAGAGGAACCGCGAGGAACGAGCGUUCGAGAGUUAGCGAUUUGAACCGCGCUGGACCCUAGCAAACGUUCGUUUCACGGAUGUGUUUUUAAUGUGGACCGGUCGAGAGAGAGAAUGCAGCGACGUGAAUGUGCGAGGUACGUUUAAACAAUUCCGAGUCUGAGAGCAUUAAAAGAGAAAGGGUCAACCAAGCGUCGAAACCAAAUGUAACAGUCGUUCCCCGAAAGUAAUUCCUUAUAUUAAAAAAAAUGAAUUUAUUCAUUUAUAUCUAGAGAAAUUUUUUUUUCUAUAAGUGUCAAUCAUGAAAUUUUUAAGAGUUGCAUUAGGGACAUCGGUAAUGUUUUUGAUAGCUGCCACAAAUAAAGGACCAUUUAUUCCUAAUCGGCAAGUGCACAGUUCAUAGCUCACCUAAUCUCAAUAUCUUUCAGACUUGUUGAAUUUUUUUUUCUAUGCAAGAAGACAAGAAGGCAAGUGCAAGGCAAGUGUAAAUUAUAUAUAAACUUGUGUCGAUUGUGAAUCGAGGGAGACGGAAUCGAUCAUAGACAGUAAAAAAAAAAGCUAACGUUACGAAUGUGGCGUGGUUCUAGACGUACCUAUGCGCCUUGUAUAAAUGUAAGAUGAUAAUUUAUCCAUGGAAGUACAUUAUAGCGAAAUAAAAGAUUUCAGUAUUUA